AUGACCGAACAAGUCCAACAAGAUCAUCCUCAUUCGGAAAACCAACACCAAUCAAAUCACUCGUAUCCCGGACAUCAAACCGAUCAACACCCACUUCAACUAUCACCUCCUCCCCAAGCUGUGGAAUGCGUCAUUUGUCCAUCCCUGAAGUCGCAAAAUGAUUUUAAGGAGAUACUUGUCGUGAAGUAUCAUAAAAUCGCCCAAGUUCAAGAUGAGCUCAUACAGACUCAAAGAAAUCUGAUCAGGGAUUUGUUAUUGAAAUCACCUAUCAGUGCAUCGGGUGGUACGAGUACAACCUUUUUCCCUGGGGUCGCCUAUAACAACGGAACGGCUUUUAAUAACGGCGGUGUCACUUACGGCAACGGUGCAGCCUCUGCCUUCACUAGUAACGCUGGUGUUUUUGACAAUGGAGUGAGUUUUGAAAACAGCGGAGGGUUCAACGGAGAGAAUGGGUUCGAAAGUAAUGCUGGUUUCAAUGGCAGCACAAUUAGCGCCAGCGGAACCGCCAGUAACAAUAAUUUCAUGGGCGAUUAUGCUUACAACGUACCAUAUAUUGGAGACACGGAUUUGUAUGGGGAAACAAAUUUUCUGAAGACUUUAAAUCACGAUGUUCAACAAGCAAUUAGGAGUUCACCUCAAUGUUAUAAUCCCCAAGAGUGGCGUAGAAUUUACGUUGGUGCGGUGACAAACGACAUCGAUGAGAAGACCCUGAGAAAGAUCCUUGGGAAAACCUUUGGGAAAGUCACCUCGAUCGAGAUCGUUCGUGCUAGGAGCUGUGCCUUUGUAGAAUUUUGCUAUCAAGAAGCAUACCAACGCGCGAUCAAACAAGGCUUUAUCUACUUGAAUGGUGUUCGCGCAAAGAUCAAGAUGGCGCAUAGGCCUAACAAAAACAAAAGAUUCAACGGCGGAAAUAUGAGUAGGGGCAACUAUUGGAGAAACAACACAAACGGAAAAACCUCGGGGGCUGAAAUCAUGAACGGAGAAGGUUCGAAUGAAGGGGUAAAUGCUAAUAAUAGGACGACCGUGAAUGGAGCCAGCGUGAGUGGGGCUAGCGUGAGUGGUUCAAGCGUAAAUGGAGGAAGUAGUGUGAACGAAAAUUGA
Molecule: messenger RNA, 1101 nt
Organism: Acaulospora colombiana
Lineage: Eukaryota; Fungi; Glomeromycota; Glomeromycetes; Diversisporales; Acaulosporaceae
Source: the annotation of a GenBank genome assembly